AUCCGAAUUCGAAUAGAACAAAAUUUCUGGUAAUUUUUGUAAAUUUUAAAUUAUUCGCAAAAUAGUCUCCCGAGUCUCAAAGUUCAAUCAAUUUUCGGAUUAGUCUUUGAAAUUUGUACAAGCAAAACAAGGAAGCAAGCUGGGACAUAAUGUCGAACAUUUCAUUGACAAUUGAUCCACCGGAAGUGGAUGAUCGCGAGGAGGAGGAAGCCAAAUGGAUGCAACUGUACUGCCAGCAGUUCUCCAGCGAAAAUCUGGUGGAAUCAAGCCCAACGGACGUGGAAGAUGCAUUUCCAGCGGAAGCGUUUCCAGCGGAAGAGUUUCCAGCGGAAGCGAUAGCAGUCAGGAACCGCUGGGCUUUGCGGCAAGUUGCACAGGGAAACCGGCGCCGCCGUUCUCGGCGUCUCUCUGGCCUACGACUCCGUGGGGCAGGUAACCACCGCCUCUUCCCCAAUAUUGGACGUGCGUUACGUGCACGGAAUCCCCUCGGACCCUUCCAUCGACUGCAUCGAAUAGGCGCUGAAGAUCUGGCCCGUGCUGGCUAUGUGUAUCGCGCGCGCUGAUGAAACCGAUGAACUCGAGCCCCGUUUCCAUGAAUAAAGAAACUUAUU
Messenger RNA from Drosophila subobscura, 611 nucleotides. RefSeq lists its product as uncharacterized. The transcript has 2 exons. The record is from RefSeq and is a predicted model, not a curated record. Bases 150 to 563 code for a protein of 137 amino acids. Lineage: Eukaryota; Metazoa; Arthropoda; Insecta; Diptera; Drosophilidae.